Anolis carolinensis (green anole) is the source of this 1309-nucleotide messenger RNA. RefSeq names its product glutathione S-transferase. The record is from RefSeq and is a predicted model, not a curated record. The coding region runs from base 170 to 841 and encodes 223 amino acids. The transcript has 7 exons. Gene Ontology annotation, molecular function: glutathione transferase activity. NCBI's taxonomy places the organism in Eukaryota, Metazoa, Chordata, Lepidosauria, Squamata, Anolidae. Gene Ontology annotation, biological process: glutathione metabolic process.
GCAGAGGGGAGUGUCUCCUUCUGAUAGGCAGUUCUCCCCUCUCCCUGAGGCUUUUCUAACUGAGUUGCACACAUUUGGUGCCUCGGGCAGAGAAGAACUUGCAGGUCUUUCAUCUCUUCCAGCGGCAGUGAUCUUCUUUGUCCAAAAAGGGAAGGAAACACUUGGAAACAUGGCUGGGAAACCUAAGCUUCAUUACUUUAAUGGAAGAGGUCGAAUGGAAACCAUCAGGUGGUUGUUAUCUGCUGCUGGAAUUGAGUUUGAAGAACAAUUUAUCCAGUCAAAGGCAGAUCUAGAAAAAUUAAAGAAAGAUGGACUUCUGCUCUUCCAGCAAGUGCCCAUGGUGGAAAUAGAUGGGAUGAAGCUGGUGCAGAGCCGAGCCAUUCUCAACUACAUUGCAGAAAAAUACAAUCUUUGUGGGAAGGACAUCAAGCAGAGGGCACUAAUUGAUAUGUACAGUGAAGGCGCUUUUGACUUAUGUGAAAUGAUCAUGAUGUUGCCCUGGAAAUACCCUGAUCUAAAGGAGAGGGAGAAGGAAACAAGUGCGGUCCUUGAGAAAGCCACUGGCAGAUAUUUCCCAGUUUUUGAAAAGGUCCUGAAAGAUCAUGGACAAGAUUUUCUGGUGGGGAAUCAGCUCAGCAGAGCAGAUAUCCAGGUGCUUGAGAGCAUUUUAGCAACAGAAGAGCUGAAGGCUGAUGUCCUCUCCAAGUUUCCUCUUUUAAAGGCUUUUAAAACAAGAAUAAGCAACAUCCCUAACAUUAAGAAAUUUCUUCAGCCUGGUAGUCCAAGGAAAUCACCUCCUGAUGAGAAAACGAUUGCAGAAGCAAUUAAAGUUUUCCACUGAGUUGUUCCGCUCAAGACAGCGGCCAAUCUACUAUUGUAGCUUUGAGCAAAGUGCAGAAAUUCUGAUUUCAAAUGAUUCCAAAGGGGUGCAAUCACAUGACCUAUGUAAAUCAACCUUCCUAAGGCCCCUUCCACACUGCCCAUAUGCUAGGAUCUAAUCCCAGAUUAUCUAUCAGUGAAGACUCCCAUAAUUCAGUUUAAAGCAGAUAAUCUGGGAUCACAUCCUGGGAUAUAGGGCAGUGUAGAAGAGGCCUGAGAAACUGUCAUGAUACGUUGUACUGUUAGGCCAAAUUGAUACGGGCCAGUAAUUUUAAAUCAUUCAAAAGGGCUACAGUCAUACAUGGAUCUGGGUAAAUUCUCAUAAUUGUAUUAGGAAACUAAAUUAAUAACAGAAUUGCAAGACCGACUAAGGAGAAACUGUCAUCAUACUGUGUACCAUUAACAUGAAAUAAAAUAUUUUACACCAUUA